Puccinia graminis f. sp. tritici CRL 75-36-700-3 is the source of this 2071-nucleotide messenger RNA. RefSeq names its product propionyl-CoA carboxylase beta chain. The record is from RefSeq and is a predicted model, not a curated record. Gene Ontology annotation, cellular component: mitochondrion; methylcrotonoyl-CoA carboxylase complex. Gene Ontology annotation, molecular function: methylcrotonoyl-CoA carboxylase activity. Gene Ontology annotation, biological process: L-leucine catabolic process. The coding region runs from base 1 to 1854 and encodes 617 amino acids. The transcript has 12 exons. Lineage: Eukaryota; Fungi; Basidiomycota; Pucciniomycetes; Pucciniales; Pucciniaceae.
AUGACAUCAUCCUUGAUCAGCUUAUGUAAGCCAAGCAAUCCUCAUCAGCUUUUAACGGUCAACAAGGUCAAGAGGCCUCCAAUCCCCACUGGACCUCAAGCAGAUAAUUCCAAGAUGCUCAAGUUCAGCGCAAGACUACAACCAAGGACAACAACAACAACAACAUCCCAGCUGAUCAAGAACCGCCCUUCCCAAAAACUCAUCAAACGUUCCUUCAACUAUGCUCUCGAUCAUCUGUCCUCUCAACUCACUACCACCAUCAAUACCAACUCGGAGGAAUAUCAAACCAAUCUCAAGUCGAUGACAAGCUUGAUCCAGUCUCAUCAGUCACUCGUACAUCAACACAUCCUACCAGGUGGGAGUCCAACCGCUCGUAAGAAGCAUCUCGAUCGCGGAAAACUCUUAGUCAGGCAAAGGAUCGAAAGAUUACUCGACCCAUUUUCCCCAUUCCUAGAACUCUCUCAAACCGCUGGCUAUCAGCUCUACCCAAACGAAGACUUGCCGGCGGGUGGGAUCAUAACUGGAGUAGGCCAAGUCCAUGGAAUUCCAUGUAUGGUCAUUGCCAAUGAUCCAACCGUCAAAGGAGGGUCAUAUUAUCCAAUAACUGUCAAAAAACACUUGAGGGCUCAGGAAAUCGCUCAAGAGAACCGUUUACCAUGUAUCUAUCUAGUUGAAUCGGGUGGUGCAAAUCUACCUUACCAAUCUCAAGUCUUUCCGGACCGGGAUCACUUUGGACGGAUAUUCUACAAUCAGGCUCGACUAUCAGCUCGAGGAAUCCCACAAAUUUCAGUUGUCCAUGGAAUCUCAGUUGCCGGGGGUGCUUAUAUGCCUGCAAUGUCAGACGUCAAUAUAAUUGUUAAAAACCAAGGUAGAAUCUUCCUUGCGGGACCCAGUCUAGUGAAAGCGGCGAUAGGAGAAGAUAUCAACGAUGAGCAACUAGGAGGCGGUGAAAUGCACUGUCAAGUCAGUGGCGUUAGUGAUUAUCUGGCUGAAUCCGAUGAACAUGCCCUGGUACUCGCUCGAAGAGAAAUUCUUCAUUCAAACUAUCAACUCGGUCAGACCUCUAAUUCAACAACGACUGAAAAGGGUGGUUGGGACGAGCCGUUAUAUGAUCCUAAUGAAUUGAACGGCAUCGUAAGUCCCAAUUUGAGAGAAGGCUUUGAGAUCAGAGAAGUAAUUGCUAGGAUUGUUGAUGGUUCACAAUUUCAUGAGUUUAAAAGGGAAUACGGUAAAACAAUUGUGACGGGCUUUGCCCAUAUUCAUGGUCAACCUUGCGGCAUUAUCGCCAACAACGGAGUUCUGUUCUCGCCAUCAGCCCUGAAGGCCACACACUUUAUUCAACUAUGCGAACAACGACAGAUACCCUUGGUCUUUCUGGUCAAUGUAACAGGUUACAUGGUGGGUGAACAAGCUGAACGAGGUGGCAUCGCAAAGGACGGCGCAAAAAUGGUAAGGGCCGUUGCCUGCACUUCAGUUCCCAAAUUUACGGUGAUCGUUGGUGGAUCUUUUGGAGCUGGAAAUUAUGGGAUGGCAGGGAGAGCGUAUGGAUCCAGGUUUUUAUGGAUGUGGCCAAACGCAAAGGUUUCGGUAAUGGGAGGAGAACAGCUGAGCCAUGUCAUGUCUACCAUCUCUCAAGAUCAAAGCAAAACUGAAAAACUGAAAGCUCAAAUUGAGGACGAGUCUACAUCACUCUAUACUUCGGCUAGAUUGUGGGAUGAUGGAAUAAUCAGUCCGACGGACACACGAUCAGUGCUGGGGCUUGGAAUAUCAUUGGCUAAUUCAGAAAGAGCUAGCAAUGCUGGUCCUCGACCCAGCAGCCAAACCAUGAAUGGAUUUGGAGUCUUCCGGAUGUAAUUCUGCUGUGUUUUAUUUCUUCAGCACUCAAAAUCACUGUCACAUUUAGUUGUAUUUUUAUAUUUAAGCCCUUUUUCUGCAGGGGUAAGUCUUGAGUCUUUUUAUCCGCAACCAUGGCAUGUAUUGUUCCUGUAUUUUGUGUUUGUUCAUGUUCUCUUUUGUGUGUUCUCUUUUGUGAUGUGUUAUAAAGGUCAAUGCAAGAGUUUUAUGCUUGGUG